AGAAAAAAGUUGUUUCGUCUCUCAAAAAAAUAUAUCUACUAAUCUACGAGAAGCAGCGAGUGAUAUAGAAGAGGAAUGGAAAAAAGAAGUCGAUAUACAAGAAGUGACGACUGAUGUAAGAGAGGAACGGGAAAAAGAAUUUGAUAUGGAAAGAUUUAAUAAGCAAAAAGUAGCAACCAAUAUACAAGAUGAUCAGUUAUAUGAAUCUGAGCUGAGCAACAAAAGAUGA
Racocetra persica is the source of this 229-nucleotide messenger RNA. The record is from the annotation of a GenBank genome assembly. NCBI's taxonomy places the organism in Eukaryota, Fungi, Glomeromycota, Glomeromycetes, Diversisporales, Gigasporaceae.